AUGGCGGAGAAAGAUCAGCUGGACCGAGAAACCUUCUCUUGUUCGAUCUGUUUGGAUCUACUGAAUGAUCCGGUGGGUCUUCCCUGUGGACACAGCUACUGUAUGAGCUGUAUUAAAGGAUUCUGGGAUGGAGAGGAUGAGAGGAAGAUCUACAGCUGCCCUCAGUGCAGAGAGGCCUUCACACCGAGGCCUGUCCUGAAGAAAAACACCAUGUUAGCAGCUUUAGUGGAGCAGCUGAAGAAGACUGGACUCCAAGCUGCUCCUGCUGAUCUCUGUUAUGCUGGACCUGAAGAUGUGGCCUGUGAUGUCUGCACUGGGAGGAAGCUGAAAGCCUUCAAGUCCUGUCUGACGUGUCUGAUGUCUUACUGUGAGAAUCACCUCCAGUCUCACUUUGAAUUAACCAAAUUAAAGAAACACAAGCUGGUGGAGCCCUCGGAGAAGCUCCAGGAGAACAUCUGCUCUCGUCAUGAUGAGGUGAUGAAGAUAUUCUGCCGUACAGAUAGGAAGUGUAUCUGUUAUCUGUGCACUAUGGAGGAUCAUAAAGGCCAUUACACAGUCCCAGCUGCAGCAGAAAGGACUGAGAGGCAGAGAGAGCUCGAGGUGAGUCGACUAAACAUCCAGCAGAGAAUCCAGGACAGAGAGAAAGAUGUGAAGCUGCUUCAACAGGAGGUGAAGGCCAUCAAUCGCUCUGCUGAUAAAGCAGUGAAGGACAGUGAGAAGAUCUUCACUGAGCUGAUCCAUAUCCUCCAGAAAAGAAGCUCUGAUGUGAAGCAGCAGAUCAGAUCCCAGCAGGAAACUCAAGUGAGUGGAGUCAAAGGGCUUCAGGAGAAGCUGCAGCAGGAGAUCACUGAGCUGAAGAGGAAAGACGCUGAACUGAAGCAGCUCUCACACACAGAGAAUCAUACCCAGUUUCUACACAACUACCCCUCAGUGUCACAACUCAGUGAACCUACAGACUCAUCCAGCAUCAAUAUCCGUCCUCUCAGACACUUUGAGGAUGUGACACCAGCUGUGUCAGAGCUCAGAGAUAAACUACAGGACAUCCUGAGGGACAAAUGGACAAACAUCUCACUAGCAGUGACUGAAGUGGACGUUUUACUGCCACAACCAGAGCCCAAGACCAGAGCUGAGUUCUUAAGAUAUUCACGUGAAAUUACUCUGGAUCCAAACACAGCAAACACAGACCUGUUAUUAUCUGAGGGGAACAGAAAAGUAACAUGGAUGAGUCAACCACAGUCUUAUUCUAGACACACAGACAGAUUCACUGAUCAGUGGCAGGUCCUAAGUAGAGAGAGUCUGACUGGACGUUGUUACUGGGAGGUGGAGUUGAGAGGGUUAGAUGUUUAUGUAGCAGUUGCACACAAGAAUAUCAGCAGAGCAGGAAGUGAAUCUGCAUUUGGAUGUAAUGGCAAAUCUUGGUCUUUAUGGUGUGACACUAACAGUUAUGAAUUUUGGUUCAACAACAUUAAAACUCCUGUCUCAGGUCCUGUUUCCUACAGAGUCGGAGUGUACCUGGAUCACAGAGCAGGUAUUCUGUCCUUCUACAGCGUCUCUGAAACCAUGACUCUCCUCCACAGAGUCCAGACCACAUUCACUCAGACUCUCUAUGCUGGACUUUGGAGUUCAAACCUGCCUGAGAUGAGUGGAGCGACAGUGACACCUGCUGGACAAACACCAGAACUGCAGCUGAACAGCACAGAGCUGUCAGGCUGCAUUCAGCAGAAACACGGAAGUGAAACUCAGUCGUUGCCUCUGAGAGCUGAAAUGGCACAGAACUAUCAGCUGGACCAAGAAACCUUCUCUUGUUCGAUCUGUCUGGAUCUACUGAAGGAUCCGGUGGGUCUUUCCUGUGGACACAGCUACUGUAUGAACUGUAUUAAAGGAUUCUGGGAUGGAGAGGAUGAGAGGAAGAUCUACAGCUGCCCUCAGUGUAGAGAGGCCUUCACACCGAGGCCUGUCCUGAAGAAAAACACCAUGUUAGCAGCUUUAGUGGAGCAGCUGAAGAAGACUGGACUCCAAGCUGCUCCUGCUGAUCACUGCUAUGCUGGACCUGAAGAUGUGGCCUGUGAUGUCUGCACUGGGAGGAAGCUGAAAGCCUUCAAGUCCUGUAUAAGGUGUCUGAUGUCUUACUGUGAGAAUCACCUCCAGUCUCACUUUGAAUCAACCAAAUUAAAGAAACACAAGCUGGUGGAGCCCUCGGAGAAGCUCCAGGAGAACAUCUGCUCUCGUCAUGAUGAGGUGAUGAAGAUAUUCUGCCGUACAGAUAAGAAGUGUAUCUGUUAUCUGUGCACUAUGGAGGAUCAUAAAGGCCACGACACAGUCCCAGCUGUAGCAGAAAGGACUGAGAGGCAGAGAGAGCUCGAGGUGAGUCGACUAAACAUCCAGCAGAGAAUCCAGGACAGAGAGAAAGAUGUGAAGCUGCUUCAACAGGAGGUGGAGGCCAUCAGUCGCUCUGCUGAUAAAGCCGUGGAGGACAGUGAGAAGAUCUUCACUCAGCUGAUCCGUCUCCUCCAGAAAAGAAGCUCUGAUGUGAAGCAGCAGAUCAGAUCCCAGCAGGAAACUGAAGUGAGUGGAGUCAAAGAGCUUCAGGAGAAGCUGCAGCAGGAGAUCACUGAGCUGAAGAGGAAAGACGCUGAACUGAAGCAGCUCUCACACACAGAGGAUCACAACCAGUUUCUACACGACUACCCCUCAGUGUCACAACUCAGUGAACCUACAGACUCAUCCAGCAUCAAUAUCCGUCCUCUCAGAUACUUUGAGGAUGUGACAGCAGCUGUGUCAGAGCUCAGAGAUAAACUACAGGACAUCCUGAGGGACAAAUGGACAAACAUCUCACUGACAGUGACUGAAGUGGACGUUUUACUGUCAGAACCAGAACCACAACCCAAGACCAGAGCUGAGUUCUUAAGAUAUUCACGUGAAAUCACUCUGGAUCCAAACACAGCAAACACACAGCUGUUAUUAUCUGAGGGGAACAGAAAAGUAUCAUGGAUGAGUCAACCACAGUCUUAUUCUAGUCAUAAAGACAGAUUCAUUGAUCAUCUUCAGGUCCUGAGUAGAGAGAGUUUGACUGGACGUUGUUACUGGGAGGUGGAGUGGGAAGGGUUAGGUGUUUAUGUAGCAGUCGCAUACAAGAAUAUCAGCAGAUCAGAUGAUGAAUCUCUAUUUGGACGUAAUGACAAAUCUUGGUCUUUAGGUUGUUACACUAACAGUUAUGAAUUUUGGUUCAACGACAUUAAAACUCGCGUCUCAGGUCCUCGUUCCUCCAGAGUCGGAGUGUACCUGGAUCACAGAGCAGGUAUUCUGUCCUUCUACGAUGUCUCUAAAACCAUGACUCUCCUCCACAGAGUCCAGACCACAUUCACUCAGCCUCUCUAUGCUGGAUUUAGGGUUUAUUUUGAAUCCACAGCUGAGUUGUGUAAAGUGAAAUAG
Molecule: messenger RNA, 3432 nt
Organism: Scomber japonicus (chub mackerel)
Lineage: Eukaryota; Metazoa; Chordata; Actinopteri; Scombriformes; Scombridae
Product: E3 ubiquitin/ISG15 ligase TRIM25-like
Exons: 3
Coding region: 1-3432 (1143 amino acids)
Molecular function (GO): zinc ion binding; protein binding
Source: RefSeq, a predicted model, not a curated record